CAACUCACAAAGUAAACAAAUGACAGUGACACCUGAAAUUGACACACUUUUACCUGGCCAUUUUAUUUUUAGUAUCAGCAAUGGCGGAUGACGCAGGUAACUUUUCCAUUUGAAAAUAAAAGUUGUGGCUGUCACAAAUGUAGAUAUAUUCAUGUAGGCUGUUGUGAACUUCACCAGUGACAUGGCUAGGUUACCAUGGAAACUGUCGACCAUUAUGUUGAUAAAACUUUGGGUUUUAUCUUGUUGGCUGGGAGUUGGCUUGAGUGUGAAGACUUUACCUUUCUGGCUUGACAGCUACUUGAACUGUACUGGGCCAACCCGGCUGCUCUACAAGAACGAGCGCGCCAUCAUCUAUGGCCAGGGAGCGAUUGAGUCUCGGGAGAGUCCGCAGAACUGCAAGCUGACGCUGAAGACGGAGAACAACUUUGAGAGGACGUAUUUUCGCAUCCAGAUCAAACAGGCGCUAAUCAAGGAGUGCACUGUCACCUUCACCAUCUACGACCGCGAGGUCAGCCAGUCGCCACUGGAUUCGUAUGACUGUAAAAAAGGGAAGGGCAACUAUGAGUUCAUUUACACUUUGUCCGAUACGGCCGUGUUUGAACUGAAGAAGAACCACCAGAGAGAUAUUUUCUAUGAUAUUGAGAUCAUAGUAACACCCCUUGUUGUGAGUGGAGGCCCUGGCUGGGAGAAUGACUUUGGGCGAGAUCAGGGAAUCUACCCGGAGCAGUUUCCAAUUGAGGCCACCCUGGGAAUAGUAGGAGCGGCCCUCGGCGUGACCCUGAUCAUCAUCGUCGUGGUGACGGUCAAGUGCUACCGGAGACAGAAGGCCAAGCACAGCAAUGGGGAGGAACACGUGGUCGGCUUCACCAACACCGGCAUCAGCUACGAGCCAAAGGGCAAUCUGAGCGACAUCUCGGCAGCGACGUGGUCGACAGACAUGAGGUCCACCAAGCCGAAGGAUCCUCUCAGUAUGAGGAUGGCUCGACCCAGCGAGGAUGCCAACAGCGUGUUUGACAAUGACACGACAUAUAAAGGUAGACCAAUUGCCAUGGAUUCCCUUCAGAAACUUGCCGAUUCAAGCCGUGGCCAGAGACGAGGCUUUGACCGUCGUGAUCACAACCGACUGAGAGGGAGAGAUGCAGCAAUGAACAGAAGUAGAGACGCCUCGUUUAAUCGGGACGAUUCCUUCAACAGCGAUCAAGAGGAGCAUUCUCCUAGACUGUUUGUUGAAAGAAUCCUGACUUCGCGCGUGAAGACCACACCAAGAAAAUGGGAUCUUGAAGAGGAAGAGGAGGAGGACCUGAAAGAUGAAGCUGUUGGUGAUGAUGACUAUAAUGAAGAACAGCAUUCCGAUGAUGAUGAUGAUGUUGAAGAGGAAGACACUGAAGAAGAGGAAGUAACUGAAAAGAAAAUGGAAGACUCUGAGGAGGAACAAUCAGAGGAAGAAGAAGACGACGAAUCGGAUGGGAAUGAAAAGCCACCAGACUACAGGAAUGCGACUCAAGACAUUCCAAGUAUCUCCCAAGCCAGAAAUCCGGUUCAUCCACAGCAUCAACCCCAACAUAUGCAGCCGAGUGAGCAUCCACAGGAGCAUUUCAUGAGCCUUCAGCCACCACAGUAUGUUCCUCAGUACAUGAUGUAUCCAGGAGCAACAGCACAAAAUCAGUAUAUUACUGCACCACCAGGACCAAACCAAUAUGUAGCUGCACCACCUGGACCAAAUCAGUUUGUUGCCGCACCACCAGGAUAUAACCAGUCUGGUAAUGCACCAUCAGGACCAAACCAGUUUGUAGGACCACCACCAGGAUAUAACCAGUCUGGUACAGUACCAUCUGGAUCAAACCAGUUUUGUCCAGUUCCUCCAGAGUCUGCAGCUCGACCAGCUGUUGGAGAAGAGAGACGAGUGGGUGACAGGGAGGCGGAUCUUCCAAUCUAUUCUUACCUCGCCCAGCGUGGCUGUGUGCCACUUGGUGGUGGUCGGGAGUCACCGGUGAGUGUCUCCAGUCAGGGAGCAAGCCGCCACGUCAUGGCGACAGAUGAACCAGACCAGAGCAGCAUGCCCCAGCUUGACAGUGGUGUGGAACUCAUGAGGAGAUAGAAGUAUUGACGUUUUAGCAAAGGAUUUGGUUUUUUUAGCAAUUUGUUGGUCGUUCUAAAUUCCAUAGAUGGACAUUUCAAGAAAAAAUUAUUUUUAUAAAUUUGAUAUGUGCUAAGUGAUUGUUCUGUUGCUUCUGUCAUAGAUUUUUAAAUAUGGCACUCAUGGUAGAUAUUACAAUAAUUUUAUAUAUGGAUAUAAAUCUUAAGUGACAUUUAAACAAAGCUUUUUUGUAACAAUUUCAUAUAUUCCAAGUGAUUGUUUUAAUGCCAUAGAUUUUUUAACAAUGACACUGUACACAUGGAUAGAAUGCCAAGUGUAUAAAGUAUAUUCAAUGCAUCAGGUGUAUAAAAUGUUCAGUUAGAAUUAUAAACUGCUAUCUAAUUUAAAUCUUUGUUGGUGAAUACAGGAUAAGACUUAAAUAAUUUAGAAAAAUAAAUUUUGACAUGUUGAACUAAUGUUUGCUUUAUGAAAUAGACAUUGGGACGAGAACACUAUAGUACAUGCAGAGUGCAGUUUAAUCAAAUGAGUAACCUGAGAUUAAUGACAUUCAUUUCUUAUCUCAGUUAUGAUUUUACUAUUAAAUAGCAAAAUAGUGUUGGUAUAGUUAAAUGUUCAUUCAGUCAUUCUGUUUUCUGUCAUUUUCAUAUGUGUAAAUAAUCAUAUCCUCAUCAGAGAUUUUCCUUGUAAUUAACAUUCCGAACAGAAUAUAUAUUUUUUUAGUCUGGUUUAGCUUUAUUUAUGAAGUCAUCUAUAUAGAUAACAUAAAGCUAUAAAUAUCAGUCAUGAAUCAAGGGGGGUGAUUGUGGGAAUGCAUGCCCCCACCCACAAAAUUCAGAAUGCCCCAAGAAUACAAUAAUGUAUUAGGUUUUUACAUGGACGUUUGACAUGUAAUAUCUUGAUUGGUUUGGGAGUUAGUGUAUUUUGUUUUACUGUGAGAGCCCUUUCUAAGCAUCAUACCCCCAUCUUGAUUACUGUAGAUGCUUCCUAUAAUUUAUAAACAUUCUGCAUGUGGAAAUUUCAAAGAAAUUUGCCUUUUAUUAUCUUUACAAUAUUUUCUUUUACCUAUAUAUAUAUAUAUAUAUAUAUAUAUAUAUAUAUAUAUAUAUAUAUAUAAUGAAAACAUUAUUAAUGUGACAUGAAUAAAAAAAUAUGUUAAAUGUUAUAACUAUAGAUGUUGCUUUUUGUCAACAAAAAUAACUUAGUAAAGCAUAAAAUUUCAUUUAACUAAAUCUUUUGAAUUUGACAAAUACAUUUGAUAUUAACUUUGCCCCAAAUCUGAUCCAACAACUCCCAGAAAAUGGUAUUGAUAAACCUUUAUUUUUGUUUGUGUACUAAUUCGGUUGAUUUCAUUUAUAAAUAUUUGCUUGGAUUGAAAUACAAUAAUAAUUUAACCAUUGCAUAACAUAAUAUGCCAGAAUUUGUUUAAAUGUUACUGUGUAUCAUUGUGAAAGCAUGUGAAUACUCAGAUUAUAAUAAUUACCAAAAUACCUUGUUAAAAUGUUGAUUAAUACACAACAAAAAACCCAUCUAUUGCAGUUGGUCAGUCAUAUUCCAAAUCUUGCAGUAUAUUUAUAGGACAUUAAAUAAGCUUCCAUUUCGUAUCAGGUUUAUGUUGUGAAUGAAAUAUUUUUCAGUUGUCACGAGCUUUAGCGAAUGACAUUGAAAAUUAUUUCACGAGGGACAUAAACACGAUACAAAAUGGUAGUGAGCUUAAUAUCCUCUUUAUUACCCAUAAUCGAUCUUAAUUUAUAUCACUCAACUCGUUUGGUUGACAUCCCUGUAAGGUUGUAGUGCACCAAUAGAUGAUGUCACAAAGUAUUACGUCCCACUUGGCGUUCUAGUGGGACAUAUUACUUUGAUAUGUACCAAGAUAUUUUUUAACCAUAUGGGUAAUAAUUUUUAUUAUGUAACCAGUUAGAAAAUAUUUUACCCCUCCCUCUCCACCCUGUUACACACCAUUCUAGGUCACUUGCCAGUAAUGGUAAAAAUGUGACUCCUCCAGUUGUCACUAUAAUAGUAUAUAACAAUAUGUGACACUUCUCUAGUUGUCACUAUAAUAGUAUAUAACAAAAUGUCACACAGAUCUUGUUUGUCAUGGUUGUCAUGGUAUCAAAGUUCUAGGUACAUGUUUAAAAACAACAAAAUCGGUUUAUUAAACAGGGCUUCUAGAUUAUGGUAGCCCCAUUCUCAUGGCUAAUGAUAUUCAAUGUUGGGCUAGUAAAUAACUAACAUUGUCAUGCCCGGCGGCUAGAGAAAUUUUCUUUGUCAAAUGUUGCAGUUAAGUCUAUUUUGUAAAUAUGAAUAUCCUGCCCCCACCCCACCCAGCAAUCUUAGUGUUUUUAAGCUCUGUCUCCCUCUUUAGGUGACAUAUUCAAUCAUUACUAUUAUUUAGUAAAAUUAUGUUAACUUAAAAUAAUCUUGGGCUAGUGAAUUUUAAAUUAUGGCUAGUAUUUUUAAAAUACUGAUUCCCAUGGCUAGUGGAUUUUAUAAAAAUUCCAGAAGGCCUGUUAAAACUAGUUGUUUUCAUUUUGCAUAAUAUGAAAGUCUUGUAACUUGUGGUUGUAAAACUGCAUUAUUAUUAAUAUUAAAAUAACAUUCUGUACCUAGAUGGAAGUCAUCCUAUAUUAUGUCGUAUACAUGUAUGUAAUUACUUUGUCAUUUGCUCAGAUUAGCAUAGUACAUUCCAUAUUCACAUUUAUGUAUUGAUUUACUGCACAUUUGACGUAGUAUUGUAGAUAUGUGCAGUGAUGUAAGGUGGUUAUGCAGUAUAACCAUUAAUUUACGCAACACUCAAUUAUUCAGACAAUUUUUUUUCUGGGCAAAAAAUUAAUUUGUAACCAUUUCUUUUUAGUAAUCUGAAGAACAAAACCAUUACCAUUUAAUUUUUAAUAUGGUACUUCUGCAAUAGAAAACUAACCCCCCCCCCCUCCCCCCGACUCCUAAAGCUCAUUGUACAUACAUGUACAUAUAACUUACCAUGAUUAAAUUUUGAUUGAUGCUUGUAUAUUUUGUGCAUUAUAAAGUGAAAACAUAUAUUGUUGUAUAACUGUGCUGUUUUAAUAAUAUACAAAUAUAAUGUAUUGUUUUACACAUUUUUAUACAUUUUGAUUUACAUUACAUGUCUUAUUAAAUCAGUGUUAUUCACUUUUGAAUGAAAUAAUAAAUCUGAUGAUGAAAAA
Molecule: messenger RNA, 5277 nt
Organism: Gigantopelta aegis
Lineage: Eukaryota; Metazoa; Mollusca; Gastropoda; Neomphalida; Peltospiridae
Exons: 6
Coding region: 182-2098 (638 amino acids)
Source: RefSeq, a predicted model, not a curated record